Messenger RNA from Poecile atricapillus (Black-capped chickadee), 1297 nucleotides. RefSeq names its product centrosome-associated protein CEP250-like. The coding region runs from base 224 to 1297 and encodes 357 amino acids. The record is from RefSeq and is a predicted model, not a curated record. NCBI's taxonomy places the organism in Eukaryota, Metazoa, Chordata, Aves, Passeriformes, Paridae. The transcript has 9 exons.
UGUAGUUACUCCCAUCAACAGCCCCACACAACAGCUUUUGCCUUCAGGUGAGCUGCAUCUGUGCUUGCUGCUUCUCCCAGCUCUCAGGAGACUACUUCCCUGCUCCUUAUUGCUUUCUUGUUUGUGCUUUUUCCCUGCCCAUCCCUUGCAGGCCCCAAGACCAGAGCUUCUUGCCAGUCAGGGCUCCUCGGCCCUGGCAGGAAAGGCAGAGCGGCAGAAGAGGAUGGAGAGAGCACCAAGAGCCCUGGAGUUCAGAUGGAAGGAGUUGGCUGCAUUUGAGGGAAAGCGCCACUCCUCACCAGACAGGGCGUUUGAAGCGGCACCUGAGACAGCAGAGGAAUCACAGCCGCAGAGAGAGCUGCGGAAGGAGGAAGUUCCUCUGGCAGUGACAAAGGUUUGCCGCUUGCAGCGGCCAGCACACAGGACUCUGGAGAAGCUGCUCCAGGAGUUCUCUCGCCAAGGGCACACACUGUCCCAGGUGUGCAAAGAGAAGGCAGUGCUGGCACAAGAGAACGCUGCCCUACAAGCCCGACUGGCAGCCACCGAGCGGGACCUACGAGGCCUUUUGGAGCAGCUGGCAGAGGCCAGGACAGAGAAGGAGAGCUUGCAGUGCAGCCUGUUGGCAGCUCAGCAGCAGGUGUCAGAGCUGGAGAUCACCAGGAGCCGUCUGGAAGGCCAAGUACGCACAGCCAUGCAGGCCAAGGAGCUGAUACUUGAGGAUGUCAGGGGCCUUCGUUGUGAGCUGCAAGCUGUAAGAUCUUUCAGUAAGCAGCAAUGUGACGAAAUGGCUCAACAGCUCCGCUUGGCAGAAGAGCAGUUCAGCAAGGCUCUGAGAGUCUGGCAAUCUGCUCAGGAGGAGGAGAAAAGGAAGCUCCUACAAAAACAGGAAAGACGGCUGAAACAACAGCGUUUGGAGGCGCUGGAGCAACGGGAACACUUCCUGGCAGAGAACAAGCUGCAGGCAGAGCUGCAGGAAGCUCAGAGGAAGAUGAAGGCAGUGGAAGAGAGGCACAAAGAAGAAAUGGAAAGGAUGCAGAAGAUGCUGCAGUACAGGCUAGCAGAAGAAAAGCUGAUGGACGUGGGCUCUGCCAUUGAAGAUGCAUCUGCGGCAGCAUCCUCCGAAGAAGCCUCCUCUCCACAGCCUGAAGAGCUGAGCGUGAGCAGUUCCCCCUGUUCAGGCCAGGAGGCAGAGCAGCUGUGCCAGGAUGGAGAGAAACAGGGCUUGGAGCAGCUGAGAGACAUGGUUUUGUAUGAUUCCAAGGAAUACGGCCACACUGAUGAAAGAAGAAGAACCUGA